Exophiala bonariae is the source of this 258-nucleotide messenger RNA. RefSeq lists its product as uncharacterized. The record is from RefSeq and is a predicted model, not a curated record. Bases 1 to 258 code for a protein of 85 amino acids. Gene Ontology annotation, biological process: mRNA splicing, via spliceosome. NCBI's taxonomy places the organism in Eukaryota, Fungi, Ascomycota, Eurotiomycetes, Chaetothyriales, Herpotrichiellaceae. Gene Ontology annotation, cellular component: precatalytic spliceosome; U2 snRNP. The transcript has a single exon.
AUGGCCGACAAAUUGCGCACUCUGCAGCAACUUGAAUCACUCCAAGCCAAAUAUAUUGGCACCGGCCACGCAGACACCACUCGCUACGAAUGGAGCAACAACAUCGUUCGAGACUCAUAUGCGAGUUAUGUCGGCCAUCCACCUCUGCUUGCCUACAUGGCACUGGGCAUGGGUGAGAGCAAGGAGGUCCUGCGAGGACAGAUGAUAGAGAAGAUGAUCAGGGCGAGUGGUCCACCACCAGCGAGAGACGAUGAUUGA